Molecule: messenger RNA, 1806 nt
Organism: Cryptococcus wingfieldii CBS 7118
Lineage: Eukaryota; Fungi; Basidiomycota; Tremellomycetes; Tremellales; Cryptococcaceae
Product: protein phosphatase 2 (formerly 2A), regulatory subunit A
Exons: 6
Coding region: 1-1806 (601 amino acids)
Biological process (GO): protein dephosphorylation
Cellular component (GO): cytoplasm; protein phosphatase type 2A complex
Molecular function (GO): protein phosphatase regulator activity; protein binding
Source: RefSeq, a predicted model, not a curated record
AUGUCCGAUCCGUCCUCUGAGCUGUACCCCAUCCACCUCCUCAUGGACGAGCUCAAGUCCGAGGAUGUCGUCCUCCGCCUCUCCUCCAUCAGGCGCCUGUCCACCAUCGCCCUCGCCCUCGGCCCCUCGCGCACCAGAGACGAGCUCAUUCCUUUCAUCCAGUACCAGCUCGACGACGAAGACGAGGUGCUGCUCGUGCUUGCAGAGGAGCUCGGCAACUUUGUGGAAUACGUCGGCGGCAAGGAGUAUGCGUAUAUACUCCUUGGGCCUCUGGAGAACUUGACCGCGGUGGAGGAGACUCUUGUGCGAGAGAAGGCUGCCGACAGCAUCUCCAAGGUUUCAGUCUUGCUCAAUGCCCAGGACCUCGACAAGCACUUCCUUCCCGUUAUCGAGCGGCUCUCAACUGGCGAGUGGUUCACCAGCCGAACUUCUGCCUGUGCCCUCUUUGCCGCCCCCUACCCCAAUGCCACUCCCUCAACGCAACAAAAGAUGAAGCAGCUCUUUGCUGGACUCUGUUCCGACGACACUCCCAUGGUCAGGCGAGCUGCCGCCAAGGCUCUCGGGCCAUUCACAAAGGCCGCUGGUACCGUCACCGACCAGCACGCUCUCCUCGUCUCCGACUUGGUCCCCGUAUACCGCAAACUCUCCAGCGACGACCAAGACUCUGUCCGACUCCUCACCAUCCCCGACCUCAUCGCCCUCGCCUCCACCCUUACCGCCGAAGAGACCAAGACCCACCUCCUCCAAUCCAUGCGCCACAGCAUCACCGACAAGUCCUGGCGAGUCAGGUACAUGGUCGCCAACGAGUUUGUCGGCCUUGCGGAGAGUGCUGGGGAGAGCAUCAUUAGGGAGGAGCUUGUGGGCGCGUUUGUGGGGCUGUUAAAGGACAAUGAGGCCGAAGUCAGGACGGCUGCUGCUAGCCAGAUUCCCGGGUUUGCCAAGCUUGUCGACAGGGAAGUCAUCCUUGCUCGUCUCUUGCCCUGUGUACGGGACUUGGCUACCGACAGCUCUCAGCACGUCCGCGCUUCUCUUGCUGAGCAGAUUUCUGGUCUUGCUCCUCUGCUCGGGAAGGACUCUACUAUCGAAAACCUCCUCCCGUUGUUCUUGCAAUUGCUCCAGGACGAGUUUAGCGAUGUGCGAUUGAACUUGAUCGGCAAGCUUGACACUGUCAACGAGGUGAUUGGCAUUGACCGGCUCUCCCAGGCUCUUUUGCCCGCCAUCAUGAAGCUCGCCGAGGACAAGCAAUGGCGAGUCCGACAAGCCAUCAUCGAGUACAUUCCCCUCCUCGCCCAGCAGCUCGGUGUCGAAUUCUUUGACGACAAGCUCGGCGCUCUCUGCAUGUCUUGGUUGGGCGACACUGUCUUCUCUAUCCGAGAGGCUGCUACCAUCAAUUUGAAAAAGUUGACAGAUGUCUUUGGUGUCGAGUGGGCAAAGAACACGAUCAUACCAAAGGUCUUGGAGAUGGGCAACCACCAGAACUACUUGUUCAGGAUGACCACCAUCUUUGCCAUCACCACCAUGGCCCCCUCCCUCGACACCCCCAUCAUCCGCGACACCGUCCUCGACGCCGCCCUCAACCUCGCCAACGACGCCAUCCCCAACAUCCGUUUCAACGUCGCUAAGUGUCUCGAGACCUUGGCCGUUGUAUUGGCGCAGACACCGGAAGGACAAGAGUUGAUCCACAGAAAGGUGGCGCCGGCGUUGAGAAAGCUGCAGGAUGACCCGGAUGCGGAUGUGAGGUAUUUCGCGACCAAGGCUUCGGAGAGAACAACGGGGGAUGGUUCGGAACCGAUGGUGUUGUCAUAA